Molecule: messenger RNA, 1342 nt
Organism: Misgurnus anguillicaudatus (oriental weatherfish)
Lineage: Eukaryota; Metazoa; Chordata; Actinopteri; Cypriniformes; Cobitidae
Source: RefSeq, a predicted model, not a curated record
CAUGGUUUUAUUGUGGUAAAAGUGUAGUUACCAUGUUUUUUUUGGUGUAUUGAUUACUAUCAGCAAAACCAUGGUUUUACUGCACUGGUUUAAGUAUGGUUUUUGAAAACCAUGGUUUUGUGGUUACUAUGGUUUUACUACAGUAACCAUGGUUUUUUGGUUUUAACUGUAUUAAAACCAUGGUUAAUUUUCGUAAGGGUCAAGAUAUAACUGUGAGAUAUAAGUGAACUAUUUGCACUCCGUUAUGAUACAGUUUUGCAAAAAAUUCAAAUCUGUAUUCAUUUGCAGAAUGAGGGAAAUUGAGGAAAGUGAGGCACUUCUUGUGCAACAGAUGGAUAGAGGCUGUAAAAGCAGUUGGAAGUGGUCUUGGCUGAAACUUGAAACUACAAUCCAGGUCCAUGCAGUCAAACACACAUUCAUACUGUCUGACUUUUUUAAGAAAAUUGAGAAAAAAGGUUGUGCUAAGUGCACUCUCUGUAUGAAGGAAAUUAACUACAGUAGCAGAGGGGUGCAUGCCUUGUUUGCACACUGUCAAACAUCCAUACACACAAACAGAGUGACUUCAAUCUUAUCAACUCAAAGUGUGGCACAACUCCUCCGUAAGGAAGAUCCUUUACCAGCUACUCAGAACCAGGCCUCAGCAGCAGAAAAGAUCAGGGAAAGUGUUAAGCUUCCAGUGCCAAUGUGUAAUCGCAUUGCUAAUGCAGAGGCAAUUGUUCUGGCAGUUAUUGCUGAGCACUCUCUACCUCUGACAAUGGCACCGGUGUUGGUGGAGUUAAGCCAGUGUCUAGCUGCAGACAAGCCAGCCCUUAGCCAAAUUAAAGUGUCCCGCACUGCUGCUUCUUACAAAAUUGUGUAUGGUAUGGGCCGUACAUUUGCAGAGAAAACAUUCUCCAACUUACGCCGAUACCCCUUCUCUCUGAAUGUGGAUGAGAGUACAUCCAGUAGUUUUAAGAAGGUCCUUUCUAUGCUCGUCAGCUAUUUCAACGAAGAACUGAAUGAUGUUGUGGUUGAACACCUGGGCUCCCUUGAAGUUUGGAAAGUGACUUCAGCCAGUUUGGAGAGGUUGAUGUUUGAUUUUUUUCAGAAAAAUAACAUUCCUUGGUUGAACCUUAUUAGCAUAAUGCUAGACUCAUGCAACGUCAUGCGUGGGAGCAAAUCAGGGCUGGAGACAAGGAUCCGAGAGAGGCAUUGUCCCACUCUGCUUGAUGUGGAUGGUGACUCAUGCCAUCACGUCCACAACGCUGCAAAGAGAUUUGCAGAACCUUUUGAAAACUACUUGGAGCAGCUCUUUGCAGACAUCCACACAAGACCAUCAAUGGGCAUCAGAUCAGGUAUCUGA